Molecule: messenger RNA, 927 nt
Organism: Bufo bufo (common toad)
Lineage: Eukaryota; Metazoa; Chordata; Amphibia; Anura; Bufonidae
Product: olfactory receptor 52A1-like
Exons: 1
Coding region: 1-927 (308 amino acids)
Biological process (GO): G protein-coupled receptor signaling pathway
Cellular component (GO): membrane
Molecular function (GO): olfactory receptor activity; G protein-coupled receptor activity
Source: RefSeq, a predicted model, not a curated record
AUGAAUUUCACUUUCUAUCCCACCUACUUCCUGCUGGUUGGUAUUCCAGGACUAGAACAUAAACAUAUCUGGAUCUCAAUCCCAUUCUGUAUCAUCUAUAUUUUUGCAUUGCUGGGAAACCUCAUGAUGAUGGUUGUCAUCCUCACAUCUCCGAGACUCCACCAGCCUAUGUUUAUAUUCCUCUCCAUGUUGGCAUUUAACGAUGGACUCCUUUGUACAAGCUUUGCCCCAAAAGUCUUGUCCAUCUUCUGGGUCAAUGACAGAGCCAUUAGCUUUCAUGGAUGUCUUCUGCAGAUGUUCUUCAUUCAUGCCUUCUCCACUAUUGAAUCUGGGUUCUUGGUUUCCAUGGCGUAUGACCGCUACAUUGCUAUAUAUUGGCCUCUCCGGUAUAACUCCAUAAUAACCAGUAGACUGGUAACCAGACUGGUCAUCGCUCUUCUGGUCCGGGCAGUUGUUCUGGUUGGACCUUGUCUUCUUUUGAUCAAGAGGUUUCUUGCAUUCAAAUCCAACAUCAUUGCCCAUUCCUACUGUGAGCACAUGGCGGUGGUGAAGCUCGCAGCUGCUGAUAUCCGGGUGAACAGUAUAUAUGGACUAUUCGCGGCUUUCACGGUUGUUGGUGGUGAUUUUCUCUUCAUCUUUUCUUCAUAUAUUAUGAUUUUCAAUGUUGUCUUUCAUCUUCCAUCUAAAGAAACUCGUCUGAAAGCAUUUAACACGUGUACCCCUCAUAUGUGCGUGUACCUGAGCUUUUACAGCAUGGCCUUAUUCUCUUUCUUAUCCCACCGAUAUGGUGAGAAGAUUCCUCCUUAUGUCCACAUUAUCUUCUCUGACAUUUACCUUUUGUUUCCACCCCUGCUCAACCCACUUGUCUAUGGGAUGAAGACAAACCUGAUCCGUGAGGAGAUCUGGAAAACCCUAAGGAAGCAUUAG